Molecule: messenger RNA, 648 nt
Organism: Arabidopsis thaliana (thale cress)
Lineage: Eukaryota; Viridiplantae; Streptophyta; Magnoliopsida; Brassicales; Brassicaceae
Gene: MIF3
Product: mini zinc finger
Exons: 1
Coding region: 120-386 (88 amino acids)
Cellular component (GO): cytoplasm
Source: RefSeq, marked reviewed
UUUCAUUGGCAAGUACCAUUUUACUUAGUAUCCAAAAAGAGUGUUUGAUCAUUUCCCCACAAAACAAGGUAAUCGGAAUUUUCUUUUAGGGUUUUUCGGGAGAUCAGUUUACGAAGAAGAUGAAGAAGAGGCAAGUGGUGAUAAAACAGAGAAAAAGCUCUUACACUAUGACUUCUUCUUCAAGCAACGUCCGUUACGUUGAGUGUCAGAAGAAUCAUGCCGCUAAUAUUGGCGGCUACGCUGUUGACGGUUGCCGGGAGUUUAUGGCAAGCGGCGGAGAUGAUGCUUUGACGUGUGCUGCCUGUGGCUGUCACCGGAAUUUUCACCGGAGGGAAGUUGACACGGAGGUUGUUUGUGAGUAUUCUCCUCCGAAUGCAAACAACUGAUGAACGAAGAUGGAAAAAAGAAGAAAAGCCAAGAAAGGUAACUGAAAACAAAGAAAAAAGGAACCUGCUUUGGAUUUGAUCUAUUGAUUUAUAUUAGAUCGAGAUGUAUUUUAUAUGUAUAUGUAUAUGGUUAAUGUUGUAUAUUCAACUACUUACAUUAACGCCGAUCUAUAUGAUGAAUGAUUUUUCAAUCUUGAUGUGAUACAUACUUCAAAUCUAUGUGUACCUAUAUUUAAGAUUACAAUAUGUGGAACAAUUUUUU